This is a messenger RNA of Carassius auratus (goldfish), 479 nucleotides long. RefSeq names its product scavenger receptor cysteine-rich type 1 protein M130-like. NCBI's taxonomy places the organism in Eukaryota, Metazoa, Chordata, Actinopteri, Cypriniformes, Cyprinidae. Gene Ontology annotation, cellular component: membrane. The record is from RefSeq and is a predicted model, not a curated record. The coding region runs from base 45 to 479 and encodes 144 amino acids. The transcript is spliced from 2 exons.
UACAGGUGCUGGGAGCAGCUGCUUUUGACAAAGGAGACACUCAGAUGUGGACACAAGAGAUUCAGUGCAGAGGAAAUGAGUCUCAGAUUCGAAUGUGUCCAGCAUCAGAGAAACACAGCUGCUCUCAUGAUGAUCACCAGGCGCUUCAGUGUGCUGAUGUGAUGCAUGUGAGACUGGUAAAUGGUAACAGUCGCUGUGCUGGUAGAGUGGAGGUUCUUCACAGAGGUCAGUGGGGAACAGUGUGUGAUAUUUUCUGGGAUAUGCCUGCUGCUGCAGUGGUGUGUAGAGAGCUGGACUGUGGAGAACCUGUAGAUGCUCUGGGUGAUGCUCAUUUUGGUCCAGGAUCAGGACCAAUCUGGAUGAGUAUUUUAACAUGUUCAGGAACAGAGUCUACACUGAAGAACUGUGGGUCAGCAGGAUGGAAUGCACCUGUCUGCACUCAUAAUUAUGAUGCUGGUGUCAUAUGCUCAGGUGAAUAA